AUGGGGAAAGCAACUAUACUUGUUCUUUUACUUGUUUCACUCCACAUUCAGAAAAUCUAUACUGCUCAAAUUGACUUGAUUUCUGAUUCAAGGUUCUUGACAGAAUCAGACACGUUGGUCUCACCAGCCGGAAUUUUUGAACUUGGGUUUUUCAGGCCAGGCAACUCUGAUUACAAAUACGUUGGUAUUUGGUACAAGAAAAUCUCUGUUCAAACAGUGGUUUGGGUCGCCAACAGAGACUUCCCACUCAGGGCUGCAUCAUCCAGCACACUGAAGAUCAUCUCUCCAGGAAAUCUUGUCCUCAUCAACAACACUAAUGAUAUAGUAUGGUCAUCCAAUACAACGUCAUCAGUCAACGCAAUUGCACAGCUUGACGACACCGGAAAUCUAAUUGUCAAAGAAAGAAUCGAGGAGAAGAUUCUGUGGCAGAGUUUUGAUUAUCCAACUGAUACUCUUCUACCUGGAAUGAAGUUAGGGAGAAGUUUCUUGACUGGUAAGGAAUGGCAUCUAUCUUCAUGGAAAAAUAGUCAAGAUCCAGCUCCAGGUGAAUUCACAUGGAUCACUGACACAAACGGCUUUCCUCAGGACCUACUAAAACAAGGUACAUCAAUCAAGUUCCGGAUUGGACCAUGGAAUGGUAUAUGGUUUAGUGGGUUUUCUCCGGUCAACCGGAACAUCAUUAAAGCAGACAUGGUUAUUAAUUCAACGGAGGUGACUUACAGUUAUUCUCUUAUCAAUUCUUCUGUCAUCUCAAGACUUGUCGUGAGUUCAUCUGGCCAGAUAGAACGUUGGGUGUGGGUGGCUGAAGCUAAGAAAUGGCAGCUUUUCUUACAGUUACAAAGAGAUUUCUGUGAUGAAUACAACAUCUGUUAUGCUCAUGGAACCUGCAGCGUUUUGACCCCACAAAGAUGUGGUUGUUUAGAUGAGACAAGGUUCGUGCCCAGAAACCAAAAGGCAUGGGAAGUAGCAGAUUGGUCGGGUGGUUGUGUGAGGCGAACACCAUUGGAUUGUAGAACAGAUGGGUUUAUCAAGUAUUCUUAUGUGAAACUGCCCGACACAAGGACUUCAUGGUAUAACAUGAGCAUGAACAGGAAAGAAUGUGAAGAAAAAUGCUUGAAGAAUUGUAGUUGUAUGGCCUAUUCAGAUACAGACAUCAGAGGUGAAGGAAGUGGCUGCUUGCUUUGGUUCAAUGAACUCAAGGACAUAAGAGUCUUCCCUCCGGGCAAUGAUGGUCAGGAUAUCUUUAUAAGAAUGGCUUCCUCAGAAUUAGUAACUGCAGCUCAGUCACUACACGAGAAGAAGAAGAAGAGACUAAACCUCAAAAUCAUCUUACCGGUAGUUUUUCUCGGGGUUCUUCUGAUAGUCUUUAGCUCUACAUGGUUCUGGUACGCAUGGAGAAAAAGACAUGAUCCAAAACCAAGGAAAGAUUCCAUGGAGCUACCAUUGUUUAGCUUUUCUACAUUAGCUAGAGCUACUGCUAGUUUUUCACCCAAUAAUAAAAUUGGAGAAGGUGGAUUUGGAUCAGUUUAUAAGGGUGUGUUAGAAGAAGGACUAGAGAUUGCAGUUAAGCGUUUAUCUAAGACGUCAACCCAAGGACUUGAUGAGUUCAAGAAUGAAGUCAUUUUCAUUUCAAAACUUCAGCACCGAAAUCUUGUUAAACUCCUCGGAUGUAGCAUACAGGGAGAUGAAAAGUUGUUGAUCUAUGAAUACAUGCCAAACAGAAGCUUAGACUCUUGUAUAUUUGAUAAGACACGAAGCUCCCUACUAGAUUGGACUACACGCUUUAACAUUAUCAAAGGAAUUGCUCGAGGACUUCUUUAUCUGCAUCAAGAUUCACGAUUAAGAAUCAUCCACAGAGAUCUUAAAGCUAGCAAUGUUUUACUUGAUAAAGACAUGAACCCUAAGAUAUCGGACUUUGGAAUGGCUAGAAGCUUUGGAGGAAAUGAGACUCCAGCAAAAACAGAGAGAGUUGUUGGCACGUAUGGUUACAUGUCCCCGGAGUACGCAAUAAAUGGUGUUUUCUCAAUAAAAUCGGAUGUAUUUAGCUUUGGUGUUAUAGUGCUGGAGAUAGUGAGUGGGAAGAGGAACAGGGGAUUCAUUCAUUCUGAACAUGACAAUAACCUCAUUGGACAUGCAUGGAGAUUACAUAAUGAAGGCAGGUCGAUGGAACUUAUUGAUACGACUUUAGGCCAAUCAAGCAAUUCAUCAGAAGUUAUAAGAUCAAUUAUAGUGGGGUUGUUAUGUGUUCAACAAAGUCCAGAAGACAGGCCAGACAUAUCAUCUGUUGUUGGGAUGUUGGGCAACGAGGGUGCAUUGCUGAAACCUAAGCAGCCGGCUUUUUUCACAAAAGGAAUCUUACAUGGUUCUAAUAUUUCUUCAAGCAGUUACCCAACGUGUUCAACCAAUGAUUUAACUGUUACAGAGGUAGUUGCUCGGUAA
This is a messenger RNA of Lactuca virosa, 2439 nucleotides long. The record is from the annotation of a GenBank genome assembly. NCBI's taxonomy places the organism in Eukaryota, Viridiplantae, Streptophyta, Magnoliopsida, Asterales, Asteraceae.